Molecule: messenger RNA, 3887 nt
Organism: Haplochromis burtoni (Burton's mouthbrooder)
Lineage: Eukaryota; Metazoa; Chordata; Actinopteri; Cichliformes; Cichlidae
Product: BEN domain-containing protein 4
Exons: 7
Coding region: 385-2091 (568 amino acids)
Molecular function (GO): DNA binding
Source: RefSeq, a predicted model, not a curated record
ACGCUUCAUUCCAAUAAAGCCGCUCAAACAAGGCGCACGAGCUGGGCCACGCUUGUGUGCGAACUCUGCGGCUGCGCUUUAAAGCAGAUUGUAGGCUAACUGCUACAGCGCCCCGUUGUUCUCGCUGAGGAUGUUGGCUACAAAAGGAGGCAGCCAGUGGCGCACAAGUCCCGCCUGUAUUUCCCUCUGGAGGAGUCUCGGUAUCGGCGCCCCCGACUGGGGAUUGGAGCGGCGACUUGUCAGUAAAUUAGCCCACCCUUCACAGUGUUUGUGAGGGAAACCGAGACAGUGACGGUCUGAUCCCUCGCUUAUCAGCUGCCUGUCACACCAGCACGCUAAGAUACCGACCCGCAGCCAUCCGCCGCGCUGUGACACCUGGCCGGUAUGGAGGGAGAGAUGCAGCCCGCAGAUGAAGGGCCGUGCGCCCCGAAGAUGUGCCGACAGCAGCGGGGUCCGUACAGCACCCUAAAAACCUUCCAGAGCAAGCGCUCUGCGGGCAAGUCGCGCUUUGACCGGUCCGCUGUGGUCGAGAUGCCCCUGUUUGGAGACGGGCAUCAUUUCACUUUUCACCCCGAACAGCCUCAUCCUUUCCAGCCGCACCAUCAUCAGCAACAGCGUCUGCAGCAGCAGCAGCUCCACCAAACCGGCGUUUCUAUCAGCAGCAGCCAGCAGCAUCACCGGACGACUCAGCAGCAGCAGCAACGUUUCCCAUGUGAGACCAGGCCCAGCAGCAGGGUUCCGACAUCCACCUCAGCGGCAGCAUCUCUCGGUAGCCAGCAGCGGCACGCCAGCAGCGGCGGAGCAGAGCCCAGAUUUUCUCCGGACUGCACCUACGGUAUCAGCACAGAGAACCGUCUCAUCUUAGAUGCCUUCGCCCAGCAGUGCAGCCGAGUCCUCAGCCUCCUCAACAACGGGCGUCUCCUGGAGCCCUCCUCCUCCUCCGCCUCCUCCAUCACCUCUAACAUUAAGCUGGAAGACGGGCCAGGGGACACUCAGGGGCUUCAUUGCUCCUCACAGGGGAAGUCUAAAUCCGAGGAGAGCUCUUCCACCACAGACCCUGAGGAGGAGGCUCAACAAAGCCAUUUGAACCAACAACAGACCUCUGCAGUUCUCCGCAUCUUCACAGACUCCCUGCAGAACUAUCUGCUCUCAGGACCUCAACAACAGCACCAACAGCAGCAACAUCUGUCUGCUAGUCUGGAGGACGAGCAGUGCCCGGCACCUGAGUCUGGUUCAGGAGUGUCUCCUCCAAGACACAACCUGGGAGGAUGGGGCUCCCCGACUCCAUCAGAAUCAUACGGCCACCCCUCGUCCACACUGCCUGAGGAGGAGGAGGAGGAGGAGAACUGCUGUCCUCGCUGCCUGGAAUUAGAGCAGGAGGUGUUGUCUCUGCAGCAGGAGAACGAGGAGCUCCGCAACAAGUUGGAGAACAUCCCAGUUCCCUGUCAAAAUGUUCUUGACUACUUCAAGACUGUUCUCGAGUUCCACAACCAGCUGGCCCAGCCGAUGCCAGAGGAGCAGCUCACAGAGGUGAGGAAGCAGCCCCCUCUUCAUUAUUCAGAGCAGAUGUCAUCAGUAGCAUAUCUUAAGGAAGAAGAGCGGCAAACAGUCUUUGAGGGCAGUAAACAGCUCCUGGAGAACUAUCCACUCUUCAUCACCAAUAAGCAGUGGGACGAAGCUGUCAACUCCUCUAAGAAAGAUGGCAGACGGCUGCUGCGCUAUCUGAUUCGCUAUGUCUUCACCACAGAUGAGCUCAAGUUCUCCUGUGGUUUAGGCAAAAGGAAGCGGUCAGUCCACUCAGGAGAGGCAGGCCUGGAAAGACGACCGCUCAACCCUGUUAAAGUCAGCUGCCUCAGAGAGUUUAUCCGGAUGCACUGUGCUUCAAACCCAGACUGGUGGAUGCCCUCUGAGGAGCAGAUCAACAAAGUGUUCAGCGAUGCCGUCGGUCACGCUCGUCAGGGCCGAGCAGUCGGCACCUUUUUGGGCAGCAGCGGCAGCAGCACCAGCAGCCUGUACAUGGACGGCUUUGACGGACAUCUUUCACAGGAUGAACUGUAUUUAAAAAGCUGCCAGAACGGUCAGUCGGAUUGAAGUUUAAGGAGAAGUUAAAGACAAAUGCCUGAAAUGUAGCUGUACAACAACAUAUCCCAGAACUCUGACCUUAUCCUGUCACUUUACACAGUGAAGAAAACAUUCCAGAAGACGUUUAACAUAUAGACUUUAUAUGUCUAACGUUUAACAUAUAGACUACAGUCCUCCUUUUCAAAUAGUUUUAUAGUUUUCCCCAUUUUUAUACCUAAACCCUUUGUUUAGUGAAAAUUGGACUCUUGGAGGUUUUAAAUUGAACAGGUUGAGUCUUCCAUAUGCUCCUUUUUUAAAGUUUGAGCAGUUACAUCACUGCCAGUGGAAAGAAGUCACUUCAAGGAGGCUGAUUUAUUUUUCUUUUCUUUGUUUUUACUUGUUUUUUUACAAUCUACAUGUGCAUUUAGAGUUCAUAUGGAAGUUAUUUAUGUUAAUGACCCAGUUAGAGACUUGUAUGUAUGUACCAUUGACACCACUUAUAAACUUUACCAUGGAAAGUAGCACUUAAUAUAUAUUUUUUGUCACUGGUGAAGCACCUUUACUUGCAGCCCUUCAACAGGAGUGCCUCUGAGAAAAUCAUGUUUUGUUAUUUGUAGUUUUGCACUUUGAAUCUCUUUAUUUUUCCCUCAUUUAAUGGAAGGAAAAGUGCAUUUAAAAAGAGAAAAGUUUGUGAAAUGUCUUUGAAUCCAGCCUCCUUUGGCUGGAAAAUGUUUCAAUCAAUGCUGCGUUGCUCCUAAUCUUCAUGUUAGGAAGAAUAUCGCAAAUUAAUCAAAAGCACUAUAUUGGAAAUUGCUAAAAUGUAAAAAGUCAGUUUGGUUUUGACCCAAUUUCCAUUUUUGGCUUGUAAGAAUUCCUCACGUCUGCAAAGGACACAUGACAUUUCUUGUUUGAAUUACUGUGUGUAGCAGUGAUAUAAUACUGAUGUUUGUCCACAUAAUAAACAAAAAUUGCAGAUUUAAGGAAAAAAUGGAAGCCUGGGAAAUGUUAAUCAGGCUGUAUCUUUUUAUUUGAAUGUUUGCAUUUUUUACAUCAAUGUUUUUUUUCCUUUGCAUUCUGAAAAUUUGGAAUUCAGCUAAAAGAGAAUUUGCGGUAUUUCGCGAGCAUUCCCUUAUUACAGUGUUGCCGUACUCGAAGCAUUUCAUGUCGGCAUUGAUCAAGACAUCUGGUUUAAGGCAGCUGCCAUAUAAUAAUGCCUUAAACUCGUUUGGAGACCACCACAGUGUAAAGUGUUAAAGAUGUGUGUCAGAAAUCCUGUAAUGUGUUUCGUUUGUGUGUCGGUCUAAAGUUUCUUUAAACGUCAAUCCAAGUGGAAAAAAUGUGAUCACUUCAUCGUUUUCCUGCAACUUCUCCAAUUUGCACCUUUAAGUGUCUUACUGUAGGCAAGGCAAUCCUAAAGUGAGAAGUCCACGUGCAGGAUUCAACCACUUUUAUUCUUUUGUGCUUAUUUGACGCUCAUUGACUUCACCUCACGACACUGUUUUCUGCGUUUGAAUGUACCAGAUUUCUUAGGUCAGUCCGCCAAGUUGACAGUGCUGUGUAAAUGUGUAAUAUAAAGUACAGUUAUUGUGUGAGGUGUCUUUGAAAUACCACUUCUCCCUCUUUAAAAAGCCAAGUAGAAAAGUGCCACAGAAACCUUAAACCAGUCGGAUUCUGUUGUUGUGUUGCUGUUCUGAAUGUGAGCGUUGGUUUGUAUUUACUCCUUUACCCUCAAAGUGGCUGUUAUCAACACUGUGAAACAUCAGUUGGGUUUUUACAGAUAUAGUUUCUGUUGUUUUUUAUUUAUAAUAAAUAAAAUAAUACCUGAA